Molecule: messenger RNA, 2834 nt
Organism: Saccostrea cuccullata (small rock oyster)
Lineage: Eukaryota; Metazoa; Mollusca; Bivalvia; Ostreida; Ostreidae
Product: lipopolysaccharide-binding protein-like
Exons: 15
Coding region: 144-1580 (478 amino acids)
Molecular function (GO): lipid binding
Source: RefSeq, a predicted model, not a curated record
GAAGAAAAAUAAUCAUUUACUUCCUUGUCCGUAUUUCGCAACUGGGGCAUUUAACUUUAUUUGUGAACUGAGCCGUCUCAAGGAAGGUCUUUUUAGUGGACAUACAUGUACAUACACACAUUUAUUUCAAAAAAUCUUCAGCGAUGCAGCCAGUGUGUUUCUUGACAGUUUUAUCUUUGUUUGUGACAUCAACAGAGUGUAAAUUUCCCGGAUUAAAGACAAGAAUCACAGACAAGGCACUUGAUUACGCUACAAAUGUUGCCUUGGAUAUCUUGACGAAACAAGUGACAGGUCAACCAAUACCAGAUCAACACGGCAGCUCCGGCGGCGUCAAGUUUGACAUUACAGGAAUAAAAGUAAACCAAUUUAUCAAACCAAGCAGCAAAGUUUCAAUGAUUCAGAAUGUUGGCUUGUCUUGGAGUACAAGUGGAACUCGAUUGGAUCUUCAUGGAAAUUUUCAUUACAAAUAUAAGAAAGGAAUAAUUAAAAUAUCUGACUCCGGAAGCUUUGACCUGAGCGCCAGUAAUAUUGCCUUUCAGCUAAAUAUAGAAAUAGGCGUUGACAAAACGGGUCGCCCAACAAUGAAAUCAGUUGACUGUAACUGCAACGUGGGUUCAGCUAACAUAAAGUUUCAUGGCGGUGCUGCAUGGAUUUAUAACCUGUUUUCUGGAAUGCUGGAAGGCAAACUCAAAGAUAUGAUUGCGGGAAGCAGUGGAAUUUUAUGCAAUCAAGUAAAUAAACUGGUGGACGUUAACGGAAUGGAGAGUUUGAAAAAGUUACCAGUUACAGUGCAAAUUGCAAAACAAUUCCUAUUGGAUUACACUCUUUUAGCAAAGCCAGCCUUUACGGCUAGGUUUAUGGAAACGUACCACAAGGGAGAGGUGUACUGGAAGGCCGAUCCUCGAGAAGCUCCAUUCCCUGUUCCUCCCUUGCUGAAUUUCAACGAUACCUCCAGAAUGAUGUACUUGUGGAUGUCUGAUUUCCUCUUCAAUUCCAUGGCGUAUAAUGCAUACAAAUAUAAUAAACUUCAGUAUAACGUUACCAACAAAGAUCUUCCGUCUGGUGUGUUAAAUACAACUUGUCCAAAAACAAAUUGCAUUGGAAAAUUCAUCAAAGCUAUUGGAGAGAAAUUUCCGAACACAACAGUGAUGUUAUACAUGAAAUCUACAGUGAUGCCGAACAUGACCGUCAGGAAUGGGUCUACCAUGGUAGACGCCUCUGGUGAUAUUCUCUUCUUUGCUCAACAACAAGGCGGGAAAUACAUUUACUUUUUGACGCUUUCUGCGAGAAUGGUAACUAAAGUUUCCUUGACGAUCCAGAACGGAAAAAUAUACGCAAAAGUUUCGGAUUUACCGAUACAAGUGAAAGUGAAAGACUCCAAAAUUGGUGCUUUGUCUACACAGGCAUUAAAUUUCAUCGUCAAAUCUGCUGUUUCAAUGUUUGUGCAACCCAAACUAAAUGAACUUGGAAGCAAAGGAUUUCCUCUUCCAAUCAUUGACUCGGUGCAUUUUGUAAAUACAGAACUCACAUUAGGAAAGGACACCCUUCUGAUUGCUACAGAUCUGAAAUAUGGUGGAUGAACCAAAUAAAAUGAAUUGGAAAAAUUAUUACAAGACGUAUCUCUUUAUAAAAGUUAUAUCCCUUGUGACAAGACAUUUAAUUACAUUGUAUAUGGGUUGAAUGAUGCUUCAUGUAAUGUGGUUUGCGGAUAAGGCCGCGCACCGACAUGAGCAGGGGUGAUAAAAUUGGAAUUUAUUACACAAAUAAACUAUUAAGGUAAUAUCCCAUACUUAUGUUUGAAUACUUUAAGUACCUUUAACCGAUACAUAAUCGAGUUCUUUAAACAUUUCGCAAAUAUUAUCAACGGUAUUUGUACAAUAUCCUUUUCAGCAGACACAAUCUGUCAUGAAGUCGAAUGCAUGCUGACUGAUGUUUUAACAUAGAUUGUAAAUUAAAACUAUUCUAUACACAUGAGUUGUCUACGAAAGUUUGCUCGAUCGAUGGCAAGGAGUACAUGACUGACGUGGACAGGGGAUGUUAGUUAGUAAGGGAAUUAACGUCGCAGCAAUUGCAGAAAAAAAUUACAUAACCAAUUAUGUAUUUUUUCUGCAAUAGCUGCGACAUUAAUUCCCGUACUAACAACCAAAGAAAACAUUUCAUUAUUUGAAUAUUUACAUCUACAGAAUAUUAUCCCACUAUUUCUACAGAACAUCUACAUCUACAGAAUAUUAUUCCCACUAUUUUAAGUGAAACUUGUGAAAAUUUAUGAAAAGCAUACAUUUAAAACUACUUGUAAAUACUUGAACGUGUAAGUAUUUCGGUUUGAUCACGAAUACGUACAUUUCGAUUAAAAUUUCUUUUUUUUUUUCAAUAUUAACAUUGUAAUUAGGUUAUAUACACGAUUUCAUGACUUAAUUAUUGCAUUGAGUAUUUUAAUUUGUAGUUCGUGCCACAUAUCUGUUUGAUUUUAAAAUGAAUUAGAAAAUUGGUUUAAACGUAUUUUAAGCGUUGUUAAUGUUACAUGUACGGAACCUGUAGUAGCAAAGAUAUUGAAAAAAAAAAUAGAUAAAUGUACAUGUAACUGGUUAGAAAAGCAACAUGUUUUAACACGUGCCAAAAUAUAGUCCGACAUACCAUGCAGUAACAAUUCUUUCAUCAAUUUUAAAAGUGAAUAUGAUUCUGAAUUUUAAUUUUUUUCUUUAACCAUGACUUACAUGUAACUGUAUCGUUGUCCAGAAACCUGAGUGGUCAUUGGUCGCUAAACUCUUAGCCAAUAUCUUAUAAAAUUUAACAUAGUUACGUGAAAACAAUAAAGAAAUAAUCGAACUCCGAAA